Molecule: messenger RNA, 1008 nt
Organism: Elephantulus edwardii (Cape elephant shrew)
Lineage: Eukaryota; Metazoa; Chordata; Mammalia; Macroscelidea; Macroscelididae
Product: olfactory receptor 4K15-like
Exons: 2
Coding region: 49-1008 (319 amino acids)
Biological process (GO): G protein-coupled receptor signaling pathway
Cellular component (GO): membrane
Molecular function (GO): olfactory receptor activity; G protein-coupled receptor activity
Source: RefSeq, a predicted model, not a curated record
UAUACUGAGGUACAGGGUGCUGUGAUACUGAAAGCUGUUCCAUCUACUAUGGACCAAGGCAACUACUCUAGAGUGACUGAGUUUGUGUUGCUGGGACUCUCCAGUUCCUGGGAGCUCCAGUAUUUCUUCUUCGUGUUUUUUAACAUUUUAUACAUAUCAAUUGUGUUAGGAAAUCUCCUCAUUGUCCUCACAGUAAUAUCUGAACCUGCCCUGCAUACCCCCAUGUAUGUAAUGCUCAGUAACCUUUCUGUUCUUGACAUAUUUCUGGCCACAUAUGCAACUCCCAAAAUGAUUAAUGACUUCCUUCAUGAACUCAAGACCAUCUCUUUUGAAGGUUGCAUGGCCCAGAUAUUCUUGCUUCAUGUCUUUGCUGGUGGUGAAAUGAUGCUUCUUGUAGCCAUGGCAUAUGACAGGUAUGUAGCUAUAUGCAAACCUCUCCAUUAUGCAACCAUCAUGAACUCGUGCAAAUGCACAAGUUUAGUUGUAGGCUCUUGGGUCAUUGGAGUCAUACACUCUCUGAGUCAGCUGACUUUCACUGUAAACUUACCUUUCUGUGGUCCAAAUAUAGUAGAUAGUUAUUACUGUGACCUCACUUUGGUUAUCAAACUUGCUUGCACAGAUACUUAUGUCCCUGAAGUGUUGAUGCUUUUGGACAGUGGUUUAAUGGGGGUGAGUUCAUUCUUGCUCUUGCUCAUUUCAUACAUGGUCAUCCUGGUCACUAUGUGGCGUCGAUCAAUAGCGGGCAUGAUCAAGGCCCGUAGCACCCUGACAGCCCACAUCACUGUUGUAUCCCUCUUCUUUGGGCCAUGCAUCUUCAUCUAUGCCUGGCCUUUUAGCAACUUCCCAGUGGAUAAGGUCCUUUCUGUGUUCUCUACUGUUUUUACACCAAUAUUGAAUCCUAUUAUCUACACAUUAAGAAACAAGGAGGUGAAAUCAGCAAUGCAUAAAUUGAAGACCAGAUAUAUAAAUUCCAGAAUGCUUUUACAACAUCCUAUCAAAGGAUGUUAA